Ambispora gerdemannii is the source of this 237-nucleotide messenger RNA. The record is from the annotation of a GenBank genome assembly. NCBI's taxonomy places the organism in Eukaryota, Fungi, Glomeromycota, Glomeromycetes, Archaeosporales, Ambisporaceae.
AGACUUGUAAUAAGAUUAAUGAGAUCAAGGAUCCGGAGAGCUCAACAUCUGAAUCCAGACGUAGAAAUCGAAUUGAGGUUGAGGAUAUUAAAUUUGAUGACGAGUAUUUUAUGGGUGAUUAUGCUUCUGAUGAGGAAAUUAAACGCGUCAUGAAUUAUAAAACUGUAUGGUGGAAACUUUUACGUAAAAUACAAGCUACCAAAGAAUCAAAGUCUUCAAUUGUUGACUUUUCGAAUG